Colletotrichum navitas is the source of this 1167-nucleotide messenger RNA. RefSeq names its product ribosomal protein L2. The coding region runs from base 1 to 1167 and encodes 388 amino acids. The transcript is spliced from 3 exons. Gene Ontology annotation, biological process: mitochondrial translation. Gene Ontology annotation, cellular component: mitochondrial large ribosomal subunit; ribosome. The record is from RefSeq and is a predicted model, not a curated record. Gene Ontology annotation, molecular function: RNA binding; structural constituent of ribosome; transferase activity. NCBI's taxonomy places the organism in Eukaryota, Fungi, Ascomycota, Sordariomycetes, Glomerellales, Glomerellaceae.
AUGUCGCAACCGCGGAUACUGAUGUCGGCCCAGAGGAGCUGCGCAAGCGUUCUGGGCUCGGCUGCUCUUCGUGGGCUCAUUAUCAGACAAUACGCUACUGCUACCAGAAAGUCUGCUGCGAAGGCUGCUUCUGAGAAGUCGGCAUCCACGGCUAGCGAAUUCGCAGCACCUGGAGCCGCCCCAACCAAAAGCAAUGACUCCGUCAUCAUGCGCACCUAUAAGCCCCGAACUCCUGGUGUCCGCCAUCUCAAGCGCCCCAUCAACGACCACCUGUGGAAGGGCCGCCCCUUUCUGCCAUUGACCUUCCCCAAGAAGGGUCACGGCAAGGGUGGCCGUAACUCCUCUGGAAAGAUUACCGUCAGACAUCGCGGAGGAGGUGCCAAGAGGAGAAUACGAACCGUCGAUUUUGAUCGCUGGCAGCCCGGCCCGCAUCUGGUCGAUCGCAUUGAGUACGACCCGGGUCGCAGUGCCCACAUUGCGCUGCUUACGAAUAAGUCUUCCGGGCGCAAGAGCUACAUUGUCGCUGCCGAGGGCAUGCGUGCUGGCGACGUCGUUCACAGCUAUCGCUCAGGCAUUCCCAAGGACCUGCUCGACAGCAUGGGCGGUGUUGUCGACCCCGGUAUUCUGGCUGCCAAGACUGCCUGGAGAGGCAACUGUCUGCCCAUGCACAUGAUCCCGAUCGGCACCGUUGUCUUCAAUGUCGGCUCAAGAGCCAAGGGUGGCGCUGUUUUCUGCCGGAGUGCUGGCACCUAUGCCAUCGUUGUCUCCAAGGAGGAAGAGACGAGAGAUGACGGAACCAAGGUCAUGACAGGCAAAUACGUCAACGUCCGUCUCCAGAGCGGUGAGAUCCGCAGAGUCAGCAAGGACGCAUGCGCAACCAUCGGAGUUGCCAGCAACCCACACCACCAGUACAGGCAGUUGGGUAAGGCUGGAAGAAGCAGAUGGCUGAACAUUCGCCCAACCGUUCGUGGUCUUGCCAUGAACUCCGUCGACCAUCCUCACGGCGGUGGACGGGGUAAGUCCAAGGGUAACCGCCACCCGACCAGUCCUUGGGGCACCCCGGCCAAGGGAGGUUUCAAAACCCGCCGCAAGCACAACUUCAACAAGUGGGUCGUUGAGCCCAGAGUACGCAACAUGGGCCGGAGGAGAGACAAGAGCAGCUCUUAA